Molecule: messenger RNA, 2381 nt
Organism: Colias croceus (clouded yellow)
Lineage: Eukaryota; Metazoa; Arthropoda; Insecta; Lepidoptera; Pieridae
Product: transcription initiation factor TFIID subunit 6-like
Exons: 12
Coding region: 98-2020 (640 amino acids)
Biological process (GO): RNA polymerase II preinitiation complex assembly; transcription initiation at RNA polymerase II promoter
Cellular component (GO): transcription factor TFIID complex; SLIK (SAGA-like) complex; SAGA complex
Molecular function (GO): transcription coactivator activity; protein heterodimerization activity; RNA polymerase II general transcription initiation factor activity
Source: RefSeq, a predicted model, not a curated record
GUAUGGUCUGUUUAGAAAAGCAAAUUGUUAUAAACACAACACCUAUUUGAAAAUAAUACUAGUAUUUCAUGGAUUUCCUAAAAAACAUUUAAUUGAAAUGGGUGAUUCGGAUUCCGGAUACGGCUCUGCCGUUACUGUAGAUUCUAUAAAAGUUAUUGCUGAAAGUGUGGGCAUUGCAAAUCUCGGUGAUGAUGCUGCAAAGGAUUUAGCGGAUGAUGUUACAUUUCGUCUCAAAGUAAUCGUUCAAGAUGCAAUGAAGUUUAUGCAUCAUUCCAAAAGACAAAAACUUUCAAUUGCUGAUAUAGACCAUACUUUAAAAAUUAAAAAUAUUGAGCCACAAUAUGGAUUUAUACAACCAGAUUCACUACCAUUUAGAUUUGCGACAGGAGGUGGAAGGGAACUUCAUUUUAUUGAAGAGAAGGAAAUAGACUUAUCUGAAAUAUUAUCUGCACCUCCUCCUAAAAUCCCUCUUGAUGUUUCACUUAGAGCCCAUUGGUUGAGUGUUGAUGGGGUUCAACCAACUGUUCCCGAGAAUCCACCUCCACUGUCUAAAGAAGCACAGAAGUUGGAGUCUGUCGACCCUAUAACAAAAUUAAGCAAACCUGCCAAUAAAGAUUCUGCAGGUAAACCAGUAUGUGGUAAAGCUGCUAGAUUGAAGGCUUCUGAAUCAGUACAUGUUAAACAGCUUGCAACCCAUGAGUUGAGUGUGGAACAACAGUUGUACUAUAAAGAGAUAACUGAAGCUUGUGUUGGCAGUGAUGAAGGAAGGCGUGCUGAAGCUCUGCAAUCUCUUGCUUGUGACCCUGGUCUUCACGAAAUGUUACCAAGGAUGUGCACCUUCAUUUCUGAAGGUGUUAAAGUUAAUGUUGUGCAAAACAACCUUGCUCUUCUCAUAUACUUGAUGCGGAUGGUUAAGGCAUUACUGGACAAUCAAUCUCUAUAUCUUGAGAAAUAUUUGCAUGAAUUAAUACCAUCAGUAUCAACAUGCAUAGUUUCCCGGCAGCUAUGUAUGAGGCCGGAAGUAGAUAAUCAUUGGGCAUUAAGGGACUUUGCUGCCCGGCUCAUGGCACAGAUUUGUAAAACAUUUAAUACUUCCACAAACAAUUUACAAACAAGAGUAACAAGGUUGUUCUCUAGGGCAUUACAAUGUCCAUCUCAAACAAAUAGUGAGUCAGGUCCAUCUAUGGUAACCACUAUGAAAGAAUCUGAGAAAACACCACUUGCAUCUCUGUAUGGUGCAGUACAGGGCUUAGCCGAAUUGGGCCCUGAAGUUGUUAAGGUGUUCAUCCUGCCGCGCGUGCGUUGGCUGGGCGAGCGCGUGGAGGGCGCGCUGAGCGGCAUCGGCGGCGCGGACCGGCUCGCCGCCGGCAACCUCAAGCACCAGCUGCUCAAGGUGCUCGCGCCCGUCGUGCGCCAGCUGCGGCAGCCGCCCGACCUGCCCGAUGACUACAAGCGUGACUACGGCUACCUGGGGCCCAGCCUGCAGCAGAUGGUGGGCAAGCUGCGCGCGUCGCCGUCGGCGAGCGGCGGCGGCGGCGCGGUGGCCGUGGUGACGUGCACGCCGCCGCUCGUGCCCGCCGCGCCCGCGCCCGCGCCCUCCGCCUCGCACCAAGCCACCAAGACUGUUGAUUCCUUGGCGACUCGUAAUGUGAUAAGUUCCAAUACGCCGCAGUCGCCAGCGCCGUCCACGCCACCACCGCAGAAGUUUGUCAUUGUUUCACAGCAAAAACCACAGCAGACGCAACCCGCUAGCGGUGCGAGCCAUAUUGUGGUACAUAGUUCGCAGCCGACAAUUGUUCGUAGCCAAAACGUUCAGUCGGUGGUGGUGACGAGCGGGCCGGCCGGCAACCAGCAGCCGCAGAAGGUGGUGGUGGUGGGCAUGCCGCCGCAGCAGCCCGCCGCCGCCGUGGGGGGCGUCAGCCAGGCGCCAGUAUCGGUGGUCGCGAAGCCGGUGUUCGCGCGCGGGUCGGGCGCCCCGCAGCCGCCGCCCGAACUCGACGACCUGUCGCACCUCGCCUGACAGCCGCGUGUGCUCACCAUUAUCAAACACCUCAAGAAGACCAGAUGAAGAUGCUAUACGACUAUCCUAAAGUGCACCCGAAGAUUCGAAUUCGAUAUUGUGUUAGUUCUGUUUUGAAGAAAAGAUUAUUGUGCUUACACAUGCGAUUAUGUUGUAAUUUAUGAAAAUUCUGUUUCAACGUUACAUAAUUUAAAAAAAUACAUUUUUACGUAUUUCUCGCGUUAUUGAAACCUGUAGCGAUUCGCGGUGAAAUGUUCACGAUUUUAAUAUGUGUUUUCGCCAAAAAUGUCAUCACUGGCUUAUCCAAGUGAGCCGCUAUCAAAGGAUAACAUGAAGUACCUUUGUCAGAGCGGACUGACUC